GCAUUGGAAACGAAACAAUUAUGGUAUCGAUUUCGUUUUAUGUGUGAUGGUCUUUAGGUGGUUUCGCGGGCUGAGGCCGCGACGCUAUAAAAGCUAGAUCGACCGGAUCGAAUGUGACACUCUCGCAACUAAGACGUCCGUUUCGUGACUGGUGGUGUCUUUGCAGCAUGAGAUUAAUUAUAGUGCUGGCUGCGUUGGUCGCGCCAGCCAUCGCAGAAAGCUACCAAGAGAAAGAGUAUUAUCAAUAUCGAGGCCCACCAGCGCCUCUUUCGAGCGAUGGCCUCGUCAUUGACACACCGGAAGUGGCUCACGCAAAGGCUAUGCACCUAGCGAUGCACGCGGAGGCUAUGGCCAGGCUGAGGAAGGCUCGAAAUGACUAUGACAUGUACGACAACAACGACAUGAUGUACACGCCUCGCACGAUGGAAGAGCCGAUGAUGCAGAAGCGUCAGCGGCCGAGAUCUUUCGCUCCUCUGGGUCGCGAUGGACGCGUCAUCGACACUCCUGAGGUGGCCGCAGCGAAGGAGGCCCACAUGGCAGCACAUGCACGCGCAGCGUCGAAAGCGACUGAAUAUUACGACUUAGACGUGUAUGACGGUCAAAGAAAUUUGAUUUACUUGACCCCUGUUCGCGUCGCUUACAAACACACGCCAGCGGUGGUUUAUCGUGGACCCCUGGCGCCAUUGGGCCCCGAUGGUCGCGUCAUCGACACACCGGAAGUGAAGAGGGCGCGUGAUGCUCACAUGAAAGCUCGUGCUCGUGCUCUCGCGCUCUCUACGCACAAUGAUCUUUACUACUGAAAGGGAAAGAAUGUUUUUAAAUGCAAUUCAAAGUUUUUCAGGUAAAUAGAUAUCUGUAACAUAUGUUAGGAAGCAAUUUUUAGUUAAUGGUUGCUUUUGAUUGAAAAAUUCAGGCAGUCAGUUUCAGCAUUGUAUUUGCUGAAAGGAUCAGUAUUUUUGUGAUGUAUUUUCUCCGAAUUUUUUUUCCAUAUUUUUAGGUUCGCUGGUUAAUACAAAAAACAACAAUAAUUUCUUUCCCUUUACCUGAACUUCAUUGAAUUCGUUACAUUCUAAAAUUAAUAUAUUAAAUAUCAAACUGUUUUCUUGACAAUUCUCGUGACAGUGAAAACCACGCAAUGUAAUUUUUACACGCAGGAGCAAUUAUGUGAAACACAGUUCGUAUCGUACCUGAUUUUUUACGCUUCACGAGACUUGGUUUGUCGUUUAUUAAACUAUCCGACGAAGUUCGAAUGCUUGUAAAUAAUUUAAUGUUAAUAUCCAUUGUUUUAUAUUAAUACAAACGUUUCAUAUUGCUGGUGUUGCAAUUUGAAUUUUAUUGCCAUACACAGUUGUUGAUAAUUGUGAAAUGUUAACGUAGAUUUUAAGAAAUACUCGCAAAAUAUAUUAAAUUAUAUAUUAAAAUGUAUCGAAAUGAGAAAAUUUUGCACUUGGAAUAUCUCUGUCCUUUACCACCGAUAUGUAUUCUAUAUUUUGUAUUGUUUACGAUGAAAUAAAAAUGCUAAUGAGGUCCUGUA
Molecule: messenger RNA, 1534 nt
Organism: Hylaeus volcanicus
Lineage: Eukaryota; Metazoa; Arthropoda; Insecta; Hymenoptera; Colletidae
Exons: 3
Coding region: 168-800 (210 amino acids)
Source: RefSeq, a predicted model, not a curated record